AUGAAAGAAACAUUUCAGGUUCCUUGUAGGAGUGUUGUUUCGGAGUAUUUAGCUACAGUGAACAACAACACAUUUGAAGGAUUCGUGAAAGAAUACUGCACUAAUUUAUUGGAUGAAAUGCUGUCGUCUCAAAGGAAUGCACGUCAACUAGCCAGGAUGAACCAUUAUCAAAAGGAUCUUCUCAUGGAACAAGUCUUCACGUGUGGACAAUUGGGUUUCGUUGAGAUAUGCUCAUUGCAUAUUUUGGUAGCCGUACUCAGUUGGCAAGAUUCUGAAUCAGGAUGCUACAUGAAGGAACCAUUGGAAACGCAGUUGCGAUUGAACAAUCAGCCAUCAAUGAUUCCACCAAAUGCGCACAACAGUUUCACAUCAAGAAAGAUUCUGAGUGACGUUAUUCACGAUGGCCCUUGGCCAGAGUACUUCUUGGCCGAUCAGCCAGUGGUGGUUCAGAAUAUUGCUGCAGAAGAUCGAUUCCACGAGUAUAAAUAUGCGCGUUGGGUACGCGACUCAUUACCAAUGCAAAUACAUCGUUCAAGACCACCGCAACUUGGAUGGUCUCUGGAUUUAUUGGCGUAUUUGUCGUUAAUUCUUCUCAUCUGUUCCAUUUCGUUCAUCUCACAGUUCGUUUGCAAGCGACGAGUUAAACAAAUUUAUCAUUUUGCCUAUAAAAAUUUAUGA
Messenger RNA from Anisakis simplex (herring worm), 678 nucleotides. The record is from the annotation of a GenBank genome assembly. Lineage: Eukaryota; Metazoa; Nematoda; Chromadorea; Rhabditida; Anisakidae.